AUGAAAAAGAAAAGUCGUACGCCACAAUACAAAAAGAGUCGCCCAAAAGUGCAAGCACCGGUAGACGAAGAACCGGCCGCGAUUAAGAAUGCUCCACACACGUUUGUCAUAAGACGCGGAGAGCGAUGUUCGUCAGUUUCCCGACUGUCGCGCGAUUUCCGUCGCAUGAUGGAACCGUUCACUGCAUCGAAUCUACGCGAGCGACGCAUCAACAAGGUGAAAGAUUUUGUGCAUUUAUCCGGCUUCUUUCACGUGUCGCACAUGUGCGUAUUUUCGCUAUCUUCGAAAACGCUGUCGCUUAAAGUGAUACGCAUGCCGAAGGGCCCGACACUCACGUUCAAGGUGCACCAGUACACGCUGGCAAAGGAUGUGAUUAGCAAUACGCGCAAGCAGUUUGUCGACGAAGAAUGCUUUCAAUCGGCCCCUUUGGUCAUACUGAACAGCUUCAGUGGGGAAGGCAAACAUCUAAAGCUAAUGGCCAGCACGUUUCAGAACAUGUUUCCACCAAUAAAUCUGUCCAAGAUCAAACUAUCGUCGCUGAAACGAUGCGUUCUGUUAUCGUACAAUCCGGUUAGCAAAUUGAUCGAUCUACGACACUACUCAAUCACGGUGGUGCCGGUAAAUUUGAAUCGGGGUGUGAAGAAGCUUGUCACGCGCAACAUACCUAACCUGGGACGAUUUGAGGAUAUAGCAGAUUUCGUUGAAAAAGGCCACCUUCUAUCCGAGUCGGAGGUAGACGAUGAAGAUGCGCACGUUGUGCUGGCACAAAACCUAAAGUUUGGAAAUUUGGCCGAAAAUCAAUCAUCCCUGCGGCUGCACGAGAUAGGACCUCGCAUCACAAUGCGGUUGAUGAAGAUAGAGGACGAUCUGAUGACGGGCGAAGUGCUCUACCACGACUACAUUGAAAAGGAUGCGCUCGAGGUUGAAGCUAUCCGAAAGAAGCGGGCCCAACAGCGCCGACUUAAGGAGCAACGCAAGCAAAAACAGGAGGAGAACUUGAAGAAGAAGGAAAACGACAAGGAAGCGCACCGUACCAAGACGUCGGCGAAGCAAUCCAAGGCGGGUGAAAUGACGGAACAAGACAAGCUGCUGUUGAAGGAUGCUGAGGAAGCGGUGGGCGAAUUGUCGGAUGAAGACGAUCGCGAGUACUAUCGCAAGGAAAUUGGUGACAAUCCGGACGCGGAACUGUUCGAAUCGGCCGGAAAGGCAAACCGGAAGCGACCGUUCAUACCGAAAGGAACAAACUAUUCGCUUAAGCCGAAAAAGCCACGAUUGGACAAACGCAAACAGUUCGAGGAAGAUGAUCGGGAUGCGAGACAGGACCGGAAGCGUAGAAACAAUGAGGGAGGCAAAGACACGAAGGGAAAAGGGAAAUUUGCUAGAAAAGGUGUGAAGCAGGGCUGCCAGGAUGGAGUGAAUAAUUUAAGCGACAUUCUAUCCGUAUCCGUGGUGUAUGAUUUUGAACGAGAUGUCAGUGGUGGUGUGCCACAGUCCUUGGAUAUUGUGAUAAAAUUGCUUCCGCAGGAUCCAUUCAGCCGGUACUUUGUAACGGAAGCACAGUUUGAUCUGAGGGAAAUCAAAUUUUAUACAAGCAUCCUUCCCGACCUUAUGGCAUUUCAAGAGCAGUACAUCCCGAAAGAGCUCGGCAGCAUGGUGAUAUCAGUGCCAACCUGUUUCUAUACGCAAUAUGCACCGAUCGGAAACAAUACCACACCAUCGCUUAGUAGUCCAGAUUCGACCGAGAGCAUACUGGUGCUGGAGGACAUGCGAUCGCUUGGCUACAAGGGAGCUAACUUUACAUCAGGCCUCUCCCUAGGCCAGACAGAAGCAGCUAUUCGCGCGAUCGUAACAAUACACGCACUCUCGCUUGGGCUCAAGAUAAAAAAGAAGGUGGAUCUUAACGAGAAAUAUCCGUUUCUUUUCCAAACGACACGCGCAACCGAGAGCUACCAACAGCUAGUUGAACAGGGAAUGCCUCAACUCACGAAAUUCCUCGAGCAGAAACAUGGAUUCGAAAAUGAACUGAAAGCACUGAGCAAGAUUCGUCCCAAGACGAAACUUCUCAUAGAAACACUCCUGCAGCCAAUCGAACCCAUGGGGCUGAUCACACAUACGGAUUUCUGGUGUAACAAUCUGUUGUUCCGCAGCGAACCGGACGACGAGCGCACCGACAGCUGCACCAUUCUCGACUGGCAAAUGGUAACCUACAGCCGUCCAACGAACGAUCUUGCCUUGUUGCUGAUAUCGUCCAUUCCGUCCAACACACGGCGCCAGCACACGUCCCGACUCCUCGACCUAUAUUACGGGGCUCUCAAGUCCUACUGCCUUAAGAUGGACGUCGACAUUGAGGCGGAUCUCGGAUACAGUCGUAACAAAAUGGAAUGCGAGUAUCGGCAAUCGCUUCUGCUCGCGUUGCUGUUAUGCAUCGGCUCAGUAGAUAUCGCCAUCGGGAAUCCGACUGCGGAACAGCGGCUUCUAGAUGUUUUACGGGACUUUUACGAAGAAGGCAUCCUUAGUCUUGAGGGUUAUAUUUAAGAAGAAUGCGCUGUAG
This is a messenger RNA of Anopheles maculipalpis, 2551 nucleotides long. RefSeq names its product protein Peter pan (gene ppan). Gene Ontology annotation, molecular function: rRNA binding. Gene Ontology annotation, biological process: rRNA processing; ribosomal large subunit assembly. Gene Ontology annotation, cellular component: preribosome, large subunit precursor. The record is from RefSeq and is a predicted model, not a curated record. Bases 1 to 2535 code for a protein of 844 amino acids. NCBI's taxonomy places the organism in Eukaryota, Metazoa, Arthropoda, Insecta, Diptera, Culicidae. The transcript is spliced from 5 exons.